Messenger RNA from Vanessa atalanta (red admiral), 750 nucleotides. Its product is annotated as general odorant-binding protein 19d-like. The record is from RefSeq and is a predicted model, not a curated record. The transcript has 5 exons. Lineage: Eukaryota; Metazoa; Arthropoda; Insecta; Lepidoptera; Nymphalidae. Gene Ontology annotation, molecular function: odorant binding. Gene Ontology annotation, biological process: sensory perception of smell. The coding region runs from base 123 to 515 and encodes 130 amino acids.
AACGUCAUCAAUGAGACCGAAGACUGUGUUGCUUGAGUGAAGUUAGAACUAAAACACGAGCCGGCGGAUCAACAGGCGCUACUUUGAAUGAAGUUGGUUGCCUAUUGACCUUUCUCUGUGCUAUGACAGCUGAUCAAAAAGCAAUGAUACACAAGCAUUUUGAAGAAAUAGGUAUUGAGUGUAUAAAAGAUCACGUUAUUACAAAAGAUGAUAUCACCAACCUCAAAGCAAAGAAGAUACCUACUGGCGAUAAUGCUCCUUGCUUCCUAGCUUGCAUGCUCAGAAAACUAGGCGUUUUGGAUGAUGCUGGCUUACUUCAGAAAGAGACAGCAUUGGACCUCGCUAAAAAAGUUUUUAAUGAUAACGAAGAAUUAAAACUGAUUGAAAAUUAUCUCCACUCCUGUUCGCAUAUUAAUUCCGAACCAGUAGGAGACGGUGACAAAGGCUGUGAACGUUCUAUGCUGGCUUACAAGUGCAUGAUAGAAAAUGCAUCGCAGUUUGGAAUUGAAAUUUAAUGGAAGUAUUUAAUAUCUGAAAUCCAUUUGACCAAUGAAAAAUGGAACGUAUGUUCAUUUCAAAUUAAUUAUUAAUAAUAAGCAAAUAAAUGUAAAAGUAAACAAUGUUUUCAAUAAAUAAUAAAUAAAAUGGUAAAUAAAAUUAUAAUUGCUUUAUUUCAAGUUAAACAUAACAAAACGUCAAGGAACAUUUGUAAAUAAAUUGUAAAAGUAAAGAUCUUUGUUUUUCAAAUAC